Molecule: messenger RNA, 3096 nt
Organism: Achroia grisella
Lineage: Eukaryota; Metazoa; Arthropoda; Insecta; Lepidoptera; Pyralidae
Gene: Nedd4
Product: E3 ubiquitin-protein ligase Nedd-4
Exons: 21
Coding region: 1-3096 (1031 amino acids)
Biological process (GO): regulation of dendrite morphogenesis
Molecular function (GO): protein binding; sodium channel inhibitor activity; ubiquitin-protein transferase activity
Source: RefSeq, a predicted model, not a curated record
AUGAGAGAUCCCCGUACGAUAGCAGUCAUGCAUAACGUCAGGUCUCUACAUAUGGUUUCGGAAUCAGGUGGCGCACACCGAAACCGUUCUAUGUCAUUGUCUACUCGCCAUUACAACGGAGCUCCAAGACCGGAACCUAGAUAUUCUUUACAACUUCAGACUGACGAAAACAGCUACCUACUUCGUUUGAAGAUAAUAGGUGCUGUAUCAUUGGCUAAAAAGGAUAUAUUUGGUGCUAGUGAUCCGUAUGUGCGUGUGGAGCUGCAGAAAGUAGACGGCGACUUCACGCUAGAAACGUUUCUAACCAAAACAAAGAAAAAGACUUUAAAUCCUAAAUGGAAUCAGGAGUUUGUAUUUAAGGUGAACCCCCAGGAGCACAAGUUGGUGAUCCAGGUGUUCGACGAGAACCGGCUGACGAGGGACGACUUCCUCGGCAUGGUGGAGGUGCCGCUGGCGGGCGUGCCCACAGAGAGUGCGGCCAACGUUAGACCCUCGCCGCUCAAGUACCCGCUGAGGCCUCGCAGGUCUGCUGCUCGGUCCCGUGUUCGAGGUCACAUCGAGGUGUACGCGGCGCUGGUGGGGCGCGUGGGGGAGCCGGGGCUGGCCGCCGCCGCCGACGCCGCCGCCGCCGACGACUGGGAGCUGGUGCAGCCCGCGCCCAACACCGGGGAGGUGCACUCGGUGGGGACGGUACCAUCUACCAUCGGCUGCGAUUGGGAGCUGAUCGACGCCCCGGAACUGACGCUGGUGGGUGAGACUCUGCCACAAGGCUGGGAGGAGCGGCAGGACGGCAACGGCCGGACCUACUACGUGAACCACAUCGAGAGGACCACCCAAUGGGAACGGCCUACGUUCACCCGCAACCAAAGCGUGGAGUCGCAAGCUGAGCGAAUGGAGACAGCGGCCACUGAGUUCCAGAGGCGGUUCCACAUCUCUGCAGACGAUGAACACUCCAGCCCAGUAUCCUCGCAGCACCAGGAGGAUCUAAGCAAUAGAAGCGGGGCGACAAAUUCAACAGAGCCAACACCUUUUUCCACACCAAUACGUUCCCCAGAUAUAGUAACAGAGGGAACAGGAGGUGACGUUCUCGAGGAAGAAUCAGAGAAUGUUGCGCAGACUAGUUUAAGUGAAACCGACUGUGAUAGUAAUUUAAGGGAUAACUGUGAAGACGAUGUUGUAUGCGCAAACGAGGCUAUAGAGCGUGUACGCAACGCGGAUCAGGACAACGACAAUGAUGUUGCUCAAGUCGACGGUGAUGAGAAUGCUAGUCAAGAAACAGAGGCUGUACAUAAUGGUGCAGAUGCAGAGCUAGAAAGCGAGAGAAUUAAUAUUAACGAGGAGAGUCAAACGCAAGUUACAGAUGAGAAUGCGAUAGAAGUUGAAAAUGACAAUAAUCAGGUUAUUGAACGGCGAGAGAAUGGAGAAGUAGAACUAACUGGGAAUGAGACAGAUGAGUUUGCAGAAGAGUCGUUGACGUUUGACGAGAACCAUUUCAGUACACCGACCGGGGCUAGUCCGACGAGGUCGCCAGUCACUCGACGUAGGACGGCGAGUUCGGAUUCUGAGGACGAGACGGACGGGUCGACUGAGAGUACGCGCAGUAGCAGCGCCAGUAGUACGCAAAGCCAGAACCUACCUAACGCUGAUGGUUUACCAUCAGGCUGGACGAUGCAGAAGGCGCCCAACGGCAGGGUCUUCUUCAUUGACCACAAUCAGAAGACCACCACGUGGAUAGAUCCUAGAACAGGGUGCGCGUCGAGCCUGCCGAGCGCGGCGGCGGCGUCGUCCGGGGCGGAGGCCGACGAGCUGGGCGCGCUGCCCGAGGGCUGGGAGGAGCGCGUGCACACGGACGGACGGAUCUUCUUCAUUGACCACAAUACUCGCACGACGCAAUGGGAGGACCCCCGGUUGUCGAACCCGCAGAUAGCGGGCCCCGCAGUACCGUACUCACGCGACUACAAGCGCAAAUACGAGUUCCUCAAGGGGCAGCUACGGAAACCGAGCAACGUGCCUAAUAAGUUCGAGAUAAAAGUGCGUCGUAACUCGAUACUGGAAGACUCAUAUCGCAUCAUCACCUCCGUGAAUCGCAUCGAGCUGCUCAAGACCAAGUUGUGGGUGGAAUUUGAGUCGGAAGUCGGUCUCGAUUAUGGGGGUUUGGCGCGAGAAUGGUUCUUCCUGCUGUCGAAGGAGAUGUUCAACCCGUACUACGGACUGUUCGAGUAUUCAGCGAUGGACAACUAUACACUGCAGAUAAAUCCGAACAGCGGCGUCUGUAAUGAGGAGCACCUUAGCUACUUCAAGUUCAUCGGCCGCGUGGCCGGCAUGGCGGUAUACCAUGGGAAACUGCUCGAUGCAUUCUUCAUCCGUCCAUUCUACAAAAUGAUGCUGAGCAAGCCCAUUGAACUGCAGGACAUGGAGUCGGUCGACUUGGAGUACUACAACUCGCUUAUAUACAUCAAGGAAAACGAUCCAUCAGAGUUGUAUCUGACAUUCUCGGUGGACGAGGAGCAGUUCGGUAAGACUAUACAGAGGGACCUGAAACCCGGCGGUGCUAACAUACCGGUAGACGAAGAGAACAAAGAUGAAUAUAUCAAGUUGGUGAUACAAUGGCGAUUCGUCAGUAGAGUACAAGAGCAGAUGUCAGCGUUCCUAGACGGAUUCGGUGCACUGGUGCCUCUGAAUCUGCUGAAGAUCUUCGACGAGCACGAACUGGAAUUGCUGCUGUGUGGCAUCCAGCACAUAGACGUGCGAGACUGGCGCGCCAACACGCUCUACAAGGGAGACUACCACGCCAAUCAUAUUGUAGUCCAGUGGUUUUGGAGGGUGGUGCUGUCGUUCUCCAAUGAGAUGAGGUCUCGACUGCUGCAGUUUGUGACGGGCACGUCGCGCGUGCCCAUGAACGGGUUCAAAGAGCUGUACGGGUCCAACGGACCCCAGCUGUUCACCAUCGAGCGGUGGGGCAGCCCCGACAACUACCCUCGCGCUCACACCUGUUUCAAUCGAAUCGACUUACCUCCAUACGAGAGCUAUCAGCAGUUACGCGAGAAACUCGUCAAAGCCAUCGAAGGGUCACAGGGCUUCGCGGGCGUCGACUGA